Messenger RNA from Staurois parvus, 307 nucleotides. The record is from the annotation of a GenBank genome assembly. NCBI's taxonomy places the organism in Eukaryota, Metazoa, Chordata, Amphibia, Anura, Ranidae.
CACUGAUGCGCACUAAUAGGUGGCACUGAUUGGCAUUGAUAGGUGGCACUGACUGGCACUGAUGGGUGGCACUGAAAGGCAGCUCAGAUGGGCACUGAUAUGUGGCAUUGAUGUGUACUGGUAGGCACUGAUAUGUGGCAUUGAUGUGGCACUGAUGGACACUGACAGCUGGCACUGCUGGGGCUACACUGAUCAUCAGGGCACACUGAUCAUCAGUGCCCUGAUGAUCACUUUCAGCGUGGCAGCUCAAGAGGAGAGAAAUGCCGAUAACUGGCAUUUCCCUGUUUACAUGUGCUUAGCUGUGAUU